Messenger RNA from Tripterygium wilfordii, 1381 nucleotides. RefSeq names its product heat stress transcription factor B-2b-like. Gene Ontology annotation, biological process: regulation of transcription by RNA polymerase II. The record is from RefSeq and is a predicted model, not a curated record. The transcript is spliced from 2 exons. NCBI's taxonomy places the organism in Eukaryota, Viridiplantae, Streptophyta, Magnoliopsida, Celastrales, Celastraceae. Gene Ontology annotation, cellular component: nucleus. Gene Ontology annotation, molecular function: DNA-binding transcription factor activity; RNA polymerase II cis-regulatory region sequence-specific DNA binding. Bases 208 to 1092 code for a protein of 294 amino acids.
GUUUUCCGUUUUCGCGUUUACCAUACAAAAUCUCUCUUCGAUAGUCUCGCUAGUUAUGAUUUCCACUUUCUGCCAUAGAAUUCGUAAAAGAACCUUCUACAACUACCGUUACGGCAUUCUUUCUCCACCGUGACAUACACUCUCUCUUUCUAAUCGUAAAUCUAAUCCUCGUCGAAGGUCUUGUUUAGGUUCUUUUCAAUUCCGUUGAUGGCGCCGCCUCCGGUGGAACAGAACGGCGAGACAACAAACGGAGAUUCACAGAGAUCUAUUCCAACACCGUUUUUAAAUAAGACGUAUCAGCUCGUAGAUGAUCAGGACAUAGAUGAUGUGAUUUCGUGGAACGACGACGGAUCUAGCUUCAUCGUGUUGAAUCCUACCGUUUUUGCUAGAGAUUUGCUCCCCAAAUUCUUUAAGCACAACAAUUUCUCCAGCUUUGUUCGCCAAUUGAACACCUAUGGAUUUAGAAAAGUUGUGCCUGAUCGAUGGGAAUUCGCGAACGACUGUUUCAGGAGAGGCGAGAAACGGUUACUUUGUGAAAUACAAAGGCGUAAGAUUUCAAUUCUGGCAUCCACAGCAGCGAAUGCAGCAACGGUUGUGGCGCCGGUUCUAACAGAGAGACCUAUAAUUUCUCCCUCAACUUCUGCAGAAGAACAAGUUAUAUCGUCGAACUCGUCACCAUUAGUAGCAACUCUGGUUAGCGGUCCAGCGGCAGAUCUUGUGGACGAAAAUGAGAGAUUGAGAAAAGAAAACGUGCAGCUCACAAAGGAACUGACGGACAUGAAGAAUCUCUGCAACAAUAUAUUUAGUUUAAUGUCGAACUACGCGAGUUCGCAAUCGGAGAGAGGUGGUGCUGAGACUCUAAAACCGUUAGAUUUGUUGCCUGAUAAAAGGCUCGAAGUGGAAGGAACAAGUGCCGUUUCAGACGAUUCCACCAAGUUAUUCGGCGUGCCAAUCGGUGUGAAAAGAGCGAGGGAAGACGAGUCUGCCGCUGCUGAGACGGCGUCAGAUGACAUGCAGUUGCAGCUGCAGCAGCCCGGGACAGAGGUGAAAUCAGAGCCGUUGGAUUGUGAGGAGGAUGAUGAUAAUGACUGAGACGGUGCCACCAACCCAAUCAGAGGGUGUGUAAUUGAUGGUAGGUGAACCACUGGAUUUUAGGGAGUUUAGUUCCGCGUACUCGCAAUCCUUCCAGGAACGUCUUCAAGAAGUUUCUGAUGCCUUCCCAGAUAAGGACCUUUUUUUUGGGUAGUAUUUUGGGUGUGGAAUCUAGAAGUUGAUUCGUGAAUAUGGGCUGGACCGCUAGAGUACCCAUUGCUGUUGCCUUUUAAGUUUGUAUCUCUGUAGACUGUAGUUUGCAACUUUGCAUAACGUUUUCAAGUUUCAA